Musca domestica (house fly) is the source of this 2135-nucleotide messenger RNA. It is a transcript of the gene Vps37B, whose product is annotated as vacuolar protein sorting-associated protein 37B. Gene Ontology annotation, biological process: protein targeting to membrane; protein targeting to vacuole; ubiquitin-dependent protein catabolic process via the multivesicular body sorting pathway. NCBI's taxonomy places the organism in Eukaryota, Metazoa, Arthropoda, Insecta, Diptera, Muscidae. Gene Ontology annotation, cellular component: ESCRT I complex. Bases 68 to 733 code for a protein of 221 amino acids. The transcript has a single exon. The record is from RefSeq and is a predicted model, not a curated record.
AAAUAAAGAAUAAAAAAUAAGAAUUAAAGUUUUUGUUUUGUUUUCUGCAGCUAACAAUUAGACAAACAUGUAUCAGGAUUAUUUAAACCAAUUGCGAGUCUCAAUAAGUCCACUAUCUACAGACGAACUGAAGGAUUUGCUCCAUGACGAUGAAAAACUCGACGAAAAAAUUGACACGGUACUAGAAGAAUUGAAGGCCCAAAAAGACAAUUUGUUUGCUGAGAACCGCUCCAAGGCCGAAAGUAAUAUCGAAAAGGAGCCACAAAUUAUUGAACUUAAAGGAAAAAUAGUCGAACUAAAUGAAGAAGGAAAACGAUGCUGUGAGGCAGUGCAAGAAAAGCUAGCUCAGAUCAAGGAGAAAUCCGGCGGUGUAAGCCAAGAGACAGCACUGGCUCUGUUGCAGACAGCUGCAGCCGAAAGUGAAGAGGCAUCCGAAGAAAUUGUUAAGAAAUUCACAGACAAUGAAAUAGCAGUUGAGGCAUUUCUUGAGGAGUUUUUAUCAGCUCGAAAAAAUAUGCACUUACGCAAGUUGAAGGCUGAAAAAAUGCAAGAGUUGAUGAAGCGUCAGGCACAAGGCGGGGCAGGUGGUCGAAAUAUGGCAACUGGUCCAGCCUACAGUAAUAUUCCCUCAAGUGGUUUUUAUCCAGCCCCACGUUUGCCGUAUGGCGGUGGCAGUGUACCAUAUCCCGUUGGUGGACCAAUGAUGCCAAUGCCACCACCUCGUCCCUAUUGAUAGCCAUAACAAUAAAUCCCGUUGACCUCAUAGUAGCGUACAAAUCGAUAGCUUUGGUUUGCAAUUAAUCCCAAAUCAAUUCACUAUACCCACAUUGUGUCAUUUGUGUGAAUUGAAAUGCAAUACCUUUUUUUGAAAAUCUCCUCAAGCGACAAUUACAAUGUUGCAAUUUUUGAAAUUUAAUUAUCAGUGAUUUUAUCUAUGAUUUUAUAUACAUCUUUUUUUUCUUAAAUGAUGAAUUCUACAUUGGAAACAUAAAUGUGUUAUAGUUACCCAGGCCAUUGUUAUAAGCAAACAAGUAUUGCAGAAAAUAAAAUACAAAGUAUCUUUUAUUUAAAACAUUGAAAUCAAAGAAAGUUUUGUUUCUUGUAUGUUUGUAUGGUAAGGCAACGCAACGGAGAUGAGUGGAAGAUUGGAAUAUAUGUUUUAUAUCUAUUUGCAAGUAGUCAUAAGAAUUUGGUCACGUCUGAUUAUUAGUGAUAAAAUUUAUGCAUGCAUUCAAUAUGUUUCCAGGCGCCUUUUGAUGAGCUAUUUCAGAGCUGUUAUUUAGUUAUAAAAGCUCGGUACCUAUAAAGACAUUGUUAUGUUUGAAUAGUGCAAAUUUUCCAUUUCAGUAGAUUCGAUUUACUCUGCAGCGUAGUAAGACGUAUCUGCUGAUCACCUUGUACAUUUUCUGUUUCCUGCACCAAUUGGUACCAAUCGGAGAUCUAUGUGCUUUAUGCCUCUGCUGGUUUUCUAUAGACAUGUGAUGUAUAUACAGGAUGAGAUGAAAAAACAGCAACCAACUUCAGACUGCUGUUAAUUCUAAACUACUCGUCCGAUAGCUGUUAAAAUGAUUCCAGUGACAGCUCAUUACAUUGUUUACAAGCGUACAAAAGCAUUUUGGAGAGAAGUUUCCAGAAAAAAAGUUAUUCGUGAUGGAAUUCGAGCGUGAUGGUGUGAUUUCGUUAUAUUCGGCUGUAAACCACAAGUGGAUAUCGCUAGAGCGCUCCAGAAUUUAAAUGUGAAUAAAUCUUUUGUGUCUCGUACCAUCGCUUGUUACCGUGAUACUGGUAGCGUAGCCCGACGUCAAGGAAGUGGACGGAAGAAAACAGCAACAUCAGCAGUAAUGGUUCGAAAAGUGAAGAAGCAUCUUGAUCGAAACAGUGGCCGAAAAAUGGCACGUGAGCUGAACAAAUCGCCAUAUUCCAUUUGGCAAAUAUUGAAAAAUGAGCUCGGGGUAAAGCCAUUGAAAUUCCAAAAAGAGCAAGAACUUACACCGCAAAGGAAAGAAAAUAGAUCAAAGGAGCUAAAGAGUUGCUUCGCUUGGCUGAAAGUGGUGAACUGUCGAAUUUGGUUUUCUCCGAUGAGAAAACAUUCGUUGUCCAGUAGUUUGUAAACAAACCAAAUGAUCGUGUUUACA